AUGUCAAACAGAUACCAGCAACAGCACCGGGCAAAUAAACCUUUGCUUCCUGCAACAGAUCCCAGGGAUCCUGAAUAUGGCGACGAAGGGUCUAGUUCUGCUGGAGGGGCAGCAGGAAGACAGCCUAAGCGCUCAAAGGUCACUGCUGUCGCCUGUCAACCAUGCCAAAAGAGGAAGAGCAAGUGCGAUGGACUACGGCCCAUAUGUUCCUCGUGCCAACAGAAAGGUCGAACCGAUUGCGUCUACGAUUCCUCCAGCGACCUACGAAGAACCUCGGCUUUGAAGCAGAGAAUAGAAAAUCUUCAACAAGAGGUUUCGGACCUCAAAGACAUCCUCCUGGCCUUGUGUACGGCGUACAGUUCGGGUGCCGGUGAUAGUCUCCUCGCUCUCGUCCAUCAGAAUAUUGGUGGGGGUGACUUCUCACGCGUUCCAGAGCUAGCACAGCUGCUUCGGGCAAGUGAGAGUCUGAACUCCACCAGCCGGCUUCAUAUGGCGCAUGGAAGCUUUGGACAAACAAACACUUCGUUUGACCGUUUUCAACAGGAGCCCCAGGGGUUCGAUGUCGAAUACCACGGCAUCGUGCAGGGUAACGUUCAGCAGUCCAGUGCGAUAGACGGACAACAUGACUGGGAUGCGCACAAAGCUUCGCAACAAGUUGAAUCCAAUCCUCAAGAUUAUCGCCCAGGAUAUAUGUACCAUCCAUGA
Verruconis gallopava is the source of this 705-nucleotide messenger RNA. RefSeq lists its product as uncharacterized. Gene Ontology annotation, molecular function: zinc ion binding; DNA-binding transcription factor activity, RNA polymerase II-specific. Gene Ontology annotation, biological process: regulation of DNA-templated transcription. The transcript is spliced from 2 exons. The record is from RefSeq and is a predicted model, not a curated record. NCBI's taxonomy places the organism in Eukaryota, Fungi, Ascomycota, Dothideomycetes, Venturiales, Sympoventuriaceae. Bases 1 to 705 code for a protein of 234 amino acids.